AUGCCUAAAGAUUCCUUAAUAUCAACUGAAGCAUUAAGUUACACGAUUAACGACAACAUUUAUCAGAGAAACAAAGAUCCAAAGAAAUUAAUAUAUCAAGACAGAUAUAUUCCAGUUAGAAAUAACAAUAUGAUUUCAGAAUUUCAAAAACAAAAGGUCUCCUUGAUUAACAAAAAAUUUCAAUUAAAACGUAAAAGAAUAGUAAUCGAUUCCGAUGAAGAAGACGCGGAACAUCUUCGUAAAACUUUACUUGAAAAAGUCAUAUUUCCAACUAAAUCGAUUGAUGGGUACUUCCAAAUAUAG
Messenger RNA from Entrophospora sp. SA101, 303 nucleotides. The record is from the annotation of a GenBank genome assembly. NCBI's taxonomy places the organism in Eukaryota, Fungi, Glomeromycota, Glomeromycetes, Entrophosporales, Entrophosporaceae.